Messenger RNA from Tinamus guttatus (white-throated tinamou), 2043 nucleotides. It is a transcript of the gene BRME1, whose product is annotated as break repair meiotic recombinase recruitment factor 1. Gene Ontology annotation, biological process: double-strand break repair involved in meiotic recombination. The record is from RefSeq and is a predicted model, not a curated record. NCBI's taxonomy places the organism in Eukaryota, Metazoa, Chordata, Aves, Tinamiformes, Tinamidae.
AUGAAAAGAAGUUUCCAUGAGGAUCCUGAGGUGACAGACGGCUCGGGACAGGCUCAAAGCCCCGAUUCCCAAGGGAAGCCAAAGCCAAAUGCUGACACACCGGAGCACCAGGAAGAAGAGGAGCGGGAAAGCCGGGAAGCGGACUCGCCAGGCAGUUCACACAACGGAGGAAAGACGACGGCUCCAGAGCGAAGCCAGGCCAAGCAACUCACCACAGUUGCUUUAUCCCAGAACUCGGCAGGGAAGUUCGUGCCGGUCUUCACGAAGCCGAAGGAGAAUCCGGCAGAGAGGCGCAAGCGAAACCGCCUGCCAAGGAGGCAAAGGGAGCAGGAAGGAACAGGCUGUAAUUCCCAAAACACGGAUUCCAGCCCCGAAUGGAAGUCAUCAGAGGCAACGACGCGGGACGAGAGGCCUCAGGCAGAGGCACCCGAGCAGCCAAAUUUAAUUGAGGGCCAAACAGAAGAGGAUGGGGCAAUUCCAGAACACCAGGGGCAACUCCAGAGCGCUCCGGAGCCGGAUAACCCACAGAAUUGCUCCCGAAUGGAGAAGAGCAGCUGCAAUCCUGAGGGGGAGUCAGCUCAGCGGGAACAGCAAGGAGAGGAGCUGGAAUUCCGCUCCCAAGGCGAAACCGGUGAGAAAACCUCGUUGACCGAAGCCCCUUCGGUAUUUCCGGAUAUUCCGGAUAAGAGUUGCCAGGACAGGAGCCUCUCCAUGGAGAUUUCGGAGCAUCUCUGCGCAGUGGAAAUAAAUGGGAAUGAGACAGGUGAAGAUGGUGACAAGGAGCCGCCGCGCGCGUCCGGCGCGGACACGGAGCAGAACGGAGCCGUCGCUGCUCCGCACAGCCGGAUUGAGGAGGGAAGCGCCGGAGAUGCCAGCGGGAAAGAGCCGAGCGAGGCCGAAACGGGAGCUAAAGAUGGAGCGGUGGAAAACCAAGCGGGAUCAUUGGAAAACGCCGCCGCAGCCGAGGAUUGCCUGGCUCCGGAGGCGGGGGAAGGGCGGAGCGGCGCCGGCAGCGCCUCCGGAGCGGAUCCAGGCGCCUGCGGCCUGGCUGGGACCACGGGGCUGAAUGUGGAAGCUCUUUCCAUACAGGAAAACGGGGAAGCUCCCGAUCCAGCCAGUCCAGUUUGCUGGGAAGGUGGGAGCGUGAGCCAGGGCCGCAGCGCAUCCCUGCAGCCACCUGCUCCCAAGGGAGAGACGGAUGGAAAGGAGGCAGAAAAAGAAGGAAAAGCCUCUCCAGGGAGCAGCUCGGUGCCCGAUUCACCCGUCUCCAUCCAUGGAGCUUCCGCACGGAAAAGGAAACAAGAACUUCCAGAGGAAGGGAAGGAAAACGCCGAGCCCGGUCUUGGAGAGGAGCUGCCGGAUCUGGAGGUCCCACAGGGAAAGAUGCAGAUCCUGGAGGCAGGAGGGAAGGCUACUCCCUGCCCACGCGGCCUCCAGAAUUGCGGAGCAAAUUCCAAAGAGGCAGCGCUCGCCGGAGAAGCCGUGGAGCCCAUUCCCAUGGGAAGCACCUCUCCAAGAGAAGCAGCAGCCGGUUGUGCCGAGAAACCUGCUCCCGACGGCAGGAAUCUCCUUCCUGCGGCACAGCGGGAUUUGCCCAACGGAGAAGCCAUGGAGCCCGAGGAGGAAUCCCGCUCGCCGGGGGCAUCGGAGCCGUCGGCCCACAUCCCUUCACCGCAGCCAGUUUCCACUGAUGCUAAAAGCGACUCUUCCACGGUCCACAGCGAGCUGGGCUCCGAGGAAGGACAAAAAACCCUGGAAAAGCCCGAGCCGGUCACCGACAUCAGCGGCCCGGGCCAGCAGCAACCCAGUCUGGAGGCAUCGGAGGCGCUUCCCGGCCCUUCCCAGCAGGAAGACGCCACGGACGUCGUGUGCGGCCUCAUCGCGGAGCUCUCCAAGCUCAACCGCCUGAUAAUGAGCGCGCACCGGGAUCUGGAAUCCCUGAAGAGGCUGAAAUACCGGAAAAGCAGAAGAUCGGGGAAGUUUCCGGCACCCAGGGGGGCACCCGUCACCCCCAGUCCCGGGAGGAAAUGGAAGGACACGUAG